Molecule: messenger RNA, 462 nt
Organism: Astrephomene gubernaculifera
Lineage: Eukaryota; Viridiplantae; Chlorophyta; Chlorophyceae; Chlamydomonadales; Astrephomenaceae
Source: the annotation of a GenBank genome assembly
CCUCACCCACCCCUCCCAGCCCCACGUGGUGCGCACCAAGGCGCUGCUGGCGCUGUCGGGGCUGGUACGGCACUUCGCCCCGGGGCUGCAGGCCCUCCGAGACGCCGGCGGCCUCUCCGCCAUCAUCUCCUGCCUCACCUCCCCCGACCGCCGCCUCGCCCGCAAAGCCAUGACAACCCUGUCGUACAUCCUCACGCAGCGCCAGGCCGACUGUACGACAGCACACCAACAAGGCGCGCUGCCGCCGCUGCUGGCGGCGCUAGGCCUGCCCUCCGCCGCCGCCGAAGGUGCCGCCUCCACCUCCGAGGGUGACGCCGACGCGAGCGGCAGCAGCUCUCAGGAGGACAGCGACUUCAGACAGGCUGCAUUGGGUGCGUUGCUGCAGCUGGCGGGUCAUCCGGAUACCUGGGCUGUCGUACGAGAGGCCCCCGGACUGCGGCCGCGGCUAGCGGAGCUGGAGGC